CCCGGUUACAUUGGGCAGCGACUAAGGUGUUGUGGCGUCAACUUCAGUGACUUCCACCCAGAGUGCUACCCCAUCCGUAUACCCGACGAUGAUCCUGUGUAUGGCAGCCUAGGACUCAAGUGCCAAGAGUACGUACGUACGGGCACUGCCCCCAGGACCGGCUGUACUCUAGGUCCAAGGGAACAGAUCAACCAGGUGACAUCCUUCCUGGACGGCUCUGUGCUCUAUGGCUCUAGCAAGGAGGAGUCCGAUGAGCUUCGAGCUUUCGUUGACGGGGCCCUCAAGGUGCAGCGAGGGCCCGCAGGCACGCAGCUCCUGGCCCAGGAUGACAACCAGAUUGACUGCCGCUCCUCUGCCAGAUACAAGGUGAACGAGCACCUGGGACUGGCUUCCCUCCACCAGCUCUUCGUCAGGGAACACAAUCGCAUCUCCUCCAGCUCUCCAAGCUCAACACUCACGGGACGGACGAACAAGCUUUCCAGGAGGCUAGGAGGAUAG
This is a messenger RNA of Cherax quadricarinatus, 498 nucleotides long. NCBI's taxonomy places the organism in Eukaryota, Metazoa, Arthropoda, Malacostraca, Decapoda, Parastacidae. The record is from RefSeq and is a predicted model, not a curated record.